This is a messenger RNA of Episyrphus balteatus (marmalade hoverfly), 4848 nucleotides long. RefSeq lists its product as uncharacterized. Gene Ontology annotation, molecular function: zinc ion binding; nucleic acid binding. The record is from RefSeq and is a predicted model, not a curated record. The coding region runs from base 1 to 4848 and encodes 1615 amino acids. Gene Ontology annotation, biological process: DNA integration. The transcript is spliced from 2 exons. Lineage: Eukaryota; Metazoa; Arthropoda; Insecta; Diptera; Syrphidae.
AUGGAAAUCGCUACACGUCGUGCUUUUAGAGCACAACUAACGAAAUUAAUUAAAUCCGCGAAAGAAACUCUCGAAUCGAAUGAAAGUGAUAUCGAUAAGCUUGAAGGGGAGCUUAGUGUCCAUGUAGACAGAUUAAAUGCAGUGUACGCGAGUGUUAAAAGUAUAGAUCAGCAAAUUUUGCCAAAAGCAUUAAUUAAACCCGAAGAUCACGAUACGGAUGCCCAAAAAGUUGCUGAGUAUGAGGACUCGGCGGUCACAAUUCUCGCACGCUUGAAUCUACGUUUAAAAGCAAUUCGUUUUAAAUCGCAACCUAAGAUGAAUGGAGAUUCUAAUAAUGUCUCAUCAAAUAAAGGUAAUACAAAGCUUCCUAAAUUACAGCUCAAGCGUUUCAGUGGUGACAUGAGGGAAUGGUUGCCCUUCUGGGAACAAUUUGACGUUGCUGUCCAUCAAAAUCUACAGUUGUCCGAAGCGGAAAAAUUCUACUACUUGGAAGGUUCAUUGGUUGGUGCAGCAAAAAGAGUGGUUGAUGGUUUUACAGCUACCUCAUCAUGCUAUGAAGCAGCGGUUUCUUUGUUGAAAGAGCAGUAUGGUGACACCGAAAAAAUAAUUGACAACCACAUGCAAAAGCUUAUUGCACUCCGCCCUGUUACCACAAGAAACGAUGCUGUUGGUUUGCGGAAUCUUUACAACACAAUCACAACGUCCAUCAGAACAUUAACUGCAUUAAAAGUACCCACACAACAAUAUGACGUUAUGCUUAAAACAGUUUUGCUAAGAUGUAUGCCGGUUGAAUUAAGAGUCGAUUAUCAUCGAAGGUGUGAAAAGGAAAACCAUAUUGCUAAUAUCGCUGAUGAUGAGAAUACAGACGAAAGCGAAAGAAAUUCACAAACAUCGCAAGCACAAAGUCAGUAUGUGAAGAGCAUCAUGUGUUUUCUUAAGAGCGAGAUAGAAGCACUCGAAAAAAGUAAAGUUUCCCCUCUUCACACUAAUACAAAAGAACCACCUACUACUGCGACGAGUUUACUGAAAAUUAGCAAAAGUGUGUGUGCAAUUUGCAAUUCAACAGACCAUAUCACAAGUGAAUGUUCCAGCCAUUUAACACUACAACAAAAAAGACAAAUUUUACUUAAAAACAAUAGAUGCUUUCGAUGUGCAAAAAUAGGCCAUUCUUCUAAAAAGUGCAGAAGUGUUAAUUAUCUAAAGUGUUCGAAGUGCGGUGGUAAACAUUUGACCACGAUGUGUGACCCGUCUUUUAAAAAAGAAGCCGCCGCAGCGAUGCAAAUAAUCGCCAAUGAAUCAAACGAAGAGGAUGAAUGCAUUAAUCUAUGUGCGCAUUCAAAUGCAACCCAACAAAAAGUUUUUUUGAAAACUGCACGCUGCCUAAUUGCUGGUGCCGAUAAUAAAGACAUGACAAUUCGAAUGGUUAUAGACGGUGGCAGCCAAAAAAGUUAUAUAUGUGAAAGUGUCGUCGAAAAACUCAGUGUUGUAAAAAGAGACAAAAUUAAAAUGUCUGUGAUUCCCUUUGGUGCAUCUCAUACAUCGCCUGCAAGCACCUAUGACAAAGUUAAGGUAGUGCUAAAAAGCCAAUUCAAUGAAAAGAGCGCCCUUAUUGAAGCUAUUGUUGUUCCGCGUAUCUGUGUUGGCGUGCUUGCGAUUCCUGAUCCGUCUUGUACUGCGUUCAAAAAUCUUAAAUUGGCAGAUCGCGUCACAUCCACAGGCGCAAACAUGGUUGAAGGUCUCAGCAUGCUCAUCGGAGCUGAUUUCUAUUGGACAAUAGUCACUGGUAAACAACGAAAGAUUUCUGAUCGUAUGAGAGCUGUGGAUACCAUUUUUGGAUGGACUCUACAAGGAUUGCAUUCGUUGACAGAUACGAUUGGAGAUAAUCCGAACAUCUAUUCUACAAUAGUCGCCAACAUAGUAAAUGUCACCGAUCAAGAACUUGCGUCAAUGUGGUCAUUGGAAUCCAUCGGAAUUAGAAGCGAAGAGGCAGAAAAGCAGCAUAUUACUCAAGAAAUGACAGAAAAAUACAUUACGAAAAACGGAUCUCAUUAUGAAGCUAAACUACCUUGGAAAAAUCCUGAUGUUAUUUUUGAAAGCAAUGUGUCUCAAGCGGUAAGUCGUCUAAACUCAUUAACUAAACGUUUAUCUAGGGAUCCAAUGAAGUUCCAAGAAUAUGACGCUGCUGUGCGACAACUUCUGGUUGAUGGUAUUGCAGAAUUGGUUGAGCCUGUGUCCAAUGAUGCUCCCAAAAGAAUAUCUUAUCUUCCACAUCGGCCAGUCUAUAAAGAAGACAGCACGACAACUAAAUUGCGCAUAGUUUUUGAUGCGUCCAGCUGUUCCGACGGCAUCCCUUCAUUAAAUGAUCAGCUGUAUACUGGCACUAACUUGUUGCCUGACGUUUUGAAGAUUUUGGUGAAUUUUCGUAUGGGACGUUUUGGCAUCGUGGCAGACAUUGAAAAGGCUUUCUUGCAAAUAUCAUUGAAUAAAGAUGACCGUGAUUCACACAGAUUCCUUUGGCAUAAAUCAUCUGAUGCAAUUGGUGAACAAUCUUUGAUAGAGUUGCGAAUGACGAGAGUCACAUUCGGUGUAAGCUGCAGCCCCUUUCUUCUUACGGCAACUAUCCAACGCCAUUUAAAUCAACAAAGACAAUCGUUCUCUGAAACAUGUGGCAUUCUGGAACAAUGUUUUUAUAUGGACGAUUUAAUCCUGAGUGCGGAUUCUGAAUCCGAUUGCUGUCGUAUUUUUGAAGAAGCGUCAAAAAUCAUGGGUGGUGCUUCGAUGAGUUUAAGAAAGUGGCAUUCUAACAGCACAAAGCUUCGUAACAAAAUUGGCACAAAACAAUUUCCAAUCACCCAAAAGGUUUUGGGUUUGACCUGGUCAGUUUUUAGCGAUGAGUUGUCUGUUCCAAUGCAAUCGAUCCAGAGCUUCUUAGAAUUUAAUCUGAACAACGGAAGCAAGCGAAAUGUUCUUCAAGCAAUAGCGCGUGUAUAUGAUCCCUUGGGAAUAGUUUGUCCAACCAUCGUCAAGCUAAAAAUUCUAUUCCAAGCAGCAUGGAAGCGCAAAUUAAACUGGGAUGAACCACUGCCAGCUGAUUUAAUCGUCGAUUGGAACGAAUGCGUUAAGGCCCCAGCCCAUAGAAUCCAUGCUAGUCUCAAAGCAUACGGUGCAGUUGCUUACAUACGUGCUGUUGAUGACAAAGGUAUCGUAAAAGUUUCAUUCUUGUGUGCCAAAUGCCGAAUUGCACCUUUGAGACAAGAUGGUUCCGACGAGCUCACUCUGCCAAAGCUAGAACUGACAGCUGCCUUAAUAGCCGGCAGAAUUGGUACCUACCUUAAAGAUGCCCUGAAGAUCUCAGUCAAAAAUUACUUCUUCUGGACUGACUCAAGAAUAACUUUAAACUGGAUAUAUGGUCAGUCACAGCGGUGGAAGCCGUACAUCCAAAGCAGAGUUAUAGAAAUUCGUCGCCAUAGUUCUAUUCUCGAUUGGGACCACUGUGCGGGAAAUGAGAACCCAGCUGACCUAAUUACCAGGGGAAUUUCUGGAGAAAAACUUCAAAAGUCAUCAUUGUGGGCCCAUGGUCCGAAGUGGUUAUACGAAUUCAAACCAAACAACAGUCAUUCUGUUCCUGACAUAGGCUUUAAUACUGCUUUACUGCUGGAGAUUGAUGUCAAGAGAUGCAAACAACCAAUUUUUGACUUUGACAAAUUUGGAAGCUGGCUUCGGUUGCUGCGUGUCACCAGUUGGGUACUUCGGUACAUCAACUUCCUUAUAACCAAAGAGAAGACUUUUGAAGGCCCACUUACGAAAACAGAAAUAGAAGAAUCCGAACGUUACUGGAUCAGGUAUGUACAAUUGUUCAGUUUUACUAACGAAAUUCGCUGCUUACAGAGAAAAUUGCCUAUAAAUGCGUCUUCAAAACUGAUUGAACUAAGCCCAUUCUUAGACGAAGAUGGGCUGAUGAGGCUUGGAGGGAGGCUCCAAUUACUAGACGAACCAUUUGACCUUAGACAUCCCAUUAUUCUACCAUCAAAUCAUGCGAUAACGAGACUCAUUGUUAAUGACCGCCAUUUGUCUACUAUACAUGGUGGAGUGGGAGUUGUUCUGACAAAGAUUCGAGAACGUUUUUGGAUCAUCAAAGGACGGCAGCUGGUGAAGAAGACAAUCAACUCCUGUAUUGUGUGCAAGAAGCUUUUUGGUCAACCAGCCACACAACCCUUUGCUCCGUUACCAUUAAAAAGAUUAACAAUGACAAGACCCUUUAACGUCGUUGGUAUCGAUUUUGCGGGCCCCCUUUAUUAUUCGAACUCAGAAAAUGACAUGCAAAAAGCUUACAUCUUGAUAUUCACCUGUGCGAGUAUUCGAGCUGUUCAUUUGGAACUUACUGCUAGUAUUACAACAGAAAGCUGCAUAAUGGCGUUAAGACGGUUUAUGGCCCAAAGAGGAGUCCCUUCUACGAUAAUUUCCGAUAAUGCAAAAACUUUUAGGCGGGCUGCCUUAGAGUUAGAAAAGAUCAAGGAUCUGUUUGGCGAAGAAGAAGCACAAGGUUUCUUAUCCAAAAACCGAAUUCAAUGGGACUUUAUUGUGGAGAGAGCUCCCUGGUGGGGUGGCUUUUGGGAACGUCUCAUCAGAUCAGUCAAAAACACCCUAAAGGUCACUAUCGGAAAAGCCAAACUGAAUUUCGAACAACUUCGAACCAUCCUAACAGAAGCCGAAGCCGUUGCCAACGAUAGACCCUUGACGUACGUGUCCCAUUGGAAUUGUCACCUCUUACACCAGCAAAGUUUUUAUUGGGAUUCUCGUCAUCUAUUCCCGAUUUUCAAACAGCUGCAGAUGAAGAUGCAAAGCUAA